AUGGAUCUUCCCCGCCUUAUCCCUGUCCCGCCAUCUGUGGUGCGGGAAACCAUUCCAAACGAAGAAUGGGAGGUCACAUUGGACGCUUGGAUUCUCUUGACGGAGUUACGCCUGCAUCUAUCUGCCAAGCAGUUCGAAGAAUGCGCACAUAUAGACGGAUUCAAUGUCACCUUUCUGGCGUCAUAUUUCGCUGCCCAUGGCGAUGCUCGGCUUCAUGCAUCGAAUACCAAUCGGCAUUUGACCACUGCCAUGAAGGCAAAACAUCUUCGACGGAGUAUCUUUCUACUGCUAAGACGAUAUUACUUGGAUGUCCAGUUAUUUCCUUUGGCGGAUGAGUUGCUGGAUUGGCGAUUCCUGAGCCAGUUCAGUGAUACCUAUCACUCAAGCUCCGCACUGAAGCAGCUGUUAUUAGAAGUAUGGGCACGAUACGAAAAUGAAAUAACAUCUAGUCUCGAAAAAGGAAAAGCUGAAGUUACGGAGAUGCUUCUGAAGGCGGAUAAUGUAAAAAAAUUGGCCGCAGCUCCUGAUAUAAUCCUCGAUAUGCGAAGAUUAAGCGUCCUAAGCUCCGCGUUACCGUACGCUGGUUAUCUGUUGAUGGCAGGGUCCGACUAUCUUGAUUCUUUGCAUGAUGCUUACCGAAUAUCUUUUCUCGCCAGCGACGAAGCUGACGGUAGAGCCUUGAGGAACGCACUGGUUGCCAAUGUCUACGUUGGGUUAACAUCUUUACUCAAAAUACCCAACCCAAACCUAUCUCUUUUCCUGGACCAAUUAUUCUCCCUGAAAGUUUCCGCGGGUGUCGAUGCAACUUCCAGCAAAACGAGUGAUCUGUCUCCAGAGCUAUUGUCUGAUUUAGUAUGUAGCACGGAUAUUCUCGUUCGGAUCGAGCGAAACUUAGUAUCAAGCUCGCAGAAACGUGGCCAAGACCUCGUCGAUUCAUUACGAGAAUAUCAACACCGGAUGAGAUCAAUACAUAAUCAACACUAUCAGCGACACAAGCAAAUAAAGGGCAAAGGCAAAAUGAAAGCAGUUGCAGACAAUGGUGACGGCGCACGCGUCCAUAAAAUGUCUUUGAUAACACAAAUCCGCGACCUUUUCCCGGAUCUUGGAGAGGGCUUUGUUGUCCGGUUGCUAAAUUACUAUGCAGAUAGUGUCGAAAGUAUAGUGGCCCAUUUGUUGGAGGGCUCUUUGCCACGGGAAUUGAAAAUCCUCAACAGGGCAGAGCCUCUAUCGGAUCACAAUAUGCAAAAUCACGAUGUGAUGGAGCCUCAUCACACCCCACCGCAUGUCACCUCACCUCAACCGACAUAUACACGGAACAUAGAUUUAGGGGAUGAUGAGAUCAUACAAGCUGCGCGAUCUGCGGCCAGAGUUCAGGCGCAAGGUGAAGCUGGUGGACAGAAGAAGAAACUGUUUUUUGGCAGGGCCAAUAUUGACUCCACUGCUGAUAGCAUCCUUGCUGAUCGAAGUCAACAUGCUGCUAAUAAAGCUGCGAUACUAUCUGCGCUAGCAAACUUUGAUUCCGAUGACGACGAGCGAGAUGAUACCUAUGACCUAGCUGAUGUUGGGGAUGCAGAGGGCGAGCAAGAAAGGCGUAGUCGGAUAAGUACAGGCGCCGUCGGGGAUACAGAUAAGGAUACUGCAGGUCUCGAUAUGACUUUGUAUCGACUAUGGAAGUCAAGUCCUGCCCAAUUUGCACGCGAUUCGAAAACUCGACGAUCACAUUCGCGGGCUACGCUGAAACACGAGACUGGAAUGACCGAUGAAGCCAUCGAAGGAUGGGCGGCCAUGCUUCAGCGAGAUAAGAAAAAGCAAUCUCGCCUAGAAACAAGAUUAGCUCUUGAGGCCGGCAUGGGUGGUGCUGGGGGAGCAGCGGCGAGUCAACCAGAGUUGGGCUCAGCCGCAUAUCGAAGACCGGGCGCGAUAACGGUGGCCGACGAGGAUGAAAGUCCGGAGAAGAAUGAUGGAUCAUCUACCGGGCUAAAUGCUCGCUCGAGAGGAAGAGGGCGGGACGGUACGGGAAGAGGAGGGUCUGGCAGUGGGGGACCGAAUCGAGGACGCGGAGGAAAUCGUGGACGAGGCGCCAAUCACCGUCGAAGAGAUCAACAUGCUAAGAAGAUGGUGAGAGCUGGAGUGCUUCCUAGUUAGUAUCCUAUCAUGGUAAUUUGAAACAAUUCAUGUGCUGCUCACGUGCUCGCUAGGAGUACCCAUGGAAGGUUAGUCCACGGCUAGAGUAUCUGUCACUUAAAUAGUGUAAGAAUUGCGCGUCUCGUAAUACAUAUUCUCUUGGAAUUCUC
Talaromyces stipitatus ATCC 10500 is the source of this 2294-nucleotide messenger RNA. Its product is annotated as CUE domain protein, putative. The record is from RefSeq and is a predicted model, not a curated record. The transcript is spliced from 2 exons. Lineage: Eukaryota; Fungi; Ascomycota; Eurotiomycetes; Eurotiales; Trichocomaceae. Gene Ontology annotation, molecular function: ubiquitin binding. Bases 1 to 2145 code for a protein of 714 amino acids.